Molecule: messenger RNA, 1653 nt
Organism: Penicillium nucicola
Lineage: Eukaryota; Fungi; Ascomycota; Eurotiomycetes; Eurotiales; Aspergillaceae
Gene: nimT
Product: putative tyrosine protein phosphatase MIH1
Exons: 3
Coding region: 1-1653 (550 amino acids)
Biological process (GO): protein dephosphorylation; G2/M transition of mitotic cell cycle; positive regulation of G2/MI transition of meiotic cell cycle
Cellular component (GO): cytoplasm; nucleus
Molecular function (GO): protein tyrosine phosphatase activity
Source: RefSeq, a predicted model, not a curated record
AUGGAACACUCCUCUCCUCUGGCUGCCAUGCAGCCACCGUCAGUCAUGUUCGGCCAUUGCUUUAGGUCAGAAGCUGCAAAUGGAUAUUCGCUUGGUCCAAUGGCUGGCUUUGGUGGCAAUCCUUUCAACUUCAAGGACCUGUCUAUGAAGAGGUCCAGUGCGGACUACUUCAAUAUGAAACCAGUUCGGGGAUCUUCCCCCACAGCGAGUUUGGCAGCUGACCUGUCGCAAAACUUUCAUAUUGAUCAAAGUCCGCAAUUAGCGACACCACGCCGGUCUUUGUUCACAGCCAACAUGCUGAGCCAGGCCAAUCGUCACGAUGAUGUUAUGACCACUCCUCCACUCGAUUCUUCACCCGCCCCGGCCAUGGACGUGAUGGAAAUGUCCCCUCUCCCGCAUAAACCAGCCUUCAUUGUAACUGCAGAGUUGGAAGUACACUCGCCUACCCCGGACUGCGGUCAUAUGGAAUCGCCAGUUAUGUCGCCGGCUCCCAGUCCCCUACAGGCAUCUCCCAUUGAGUCUCCAUUAUGCCAACCCGAGCGAAAGCGGCCCGCUUUCCUGCGUCCCAGUCUUGCCAGGAGCAAGGCUCAGUCUUUCCAGCUCGGAAUGUCCCGACCAGCACCAGAGAGCAAGGCUCCUCCCUUCAGGUUUGGCACUGGAGCCAAGACCUCGCUCAGUACAUCGACCUCGUUGGAAGAUAUGUUCGGAGACUCUCCUCCCCAUGAGCGCCCUUUGUCCCGGAACAACUCGUCGACUAACUUGGCACCGCCUCGUUUGCGUCCACCAUUCGCUCAUGCCCGUAGCAGCGGCUCCCCUGCUCCCAGUUCAAUUCGCAAGCCGUCUCAUCCCUUGAUGCGCCCCCGCAAGCAGUGCCGGAGGUCAUUGAGUAUGUUUGAGCACCCAGCUGAUGUGAUCGCCGAUAAAGAGGCCAAGGUAGCAACAAAUACACCACUGCAGGCAGUCAGUGACAUCUCGAGCCCGCCCAGCAUGAAGCUGCCUCACUUCAUCCCUGAGGAUCGUGCGGACUCAUUGCCUCGUAUCGAAAAGAGCACACUUCUGGAGCUCAUGGAUGGAAAGUUCAAUGAACACUUUGAUAACAUCCUGGUUAUCGACUGCCGCUUCGAAUAUGAAUAUGAUGGUGGUCAUAUCAAUGGUGCCUUGAACUAUAACGACAAGGAUAAGCUCGCCGGUGAGCUCUUCAGUGCCCCAAGGGCCCGUACAGCUUUGGUCUUGCACUGCGAAUACUCCGCGCACAGAGCUCCCAUCAUGGCCAAGUAUCUGCGUCACCAUGAUCGUGCCAUCAAUGUCGAUACAUACCCCAACCUGACUUACCCUGAUAUGUACAUUCUGGAUGGUGGUUAUAGCUCAUUCUUUGCCGACCACCGCUCAUUCUGCUUCCCGCAAAACUAUGUGGAAAUGAGCGAUAAGGAGCACGAGUUUGCUUGUGAGCGUGGCCUUGGUAAGGUCAAGCAGCGCUCCAAGUUGAAUCGCGCUCAGACAUUCGCCUUUGGUGAACAGUCACCCCAAAUGGAGGAUAGCCCUACUGGACGCUGUCGAUUUGACAGUCAGCGCGAGCGAUUUCUUGGGUCGUCCCCCUUCUCCGCAAGCCCUGUGCCCCAACGGACACCUGGUCGCCGGAUGCUUUCAUACUAA